Candidula unifasciata is the source of this 5695-nucleotide messenger RNA. NCBI's taxonomy places the organism in Eukaryota, Metazoa, Mollusca, Gastropoda, Stylommatophora, Geomitridae. The record is from the annotation of a GenBank genome assembly.
GUUCUUGGUGAGACCACUAAUGACUUCAUCAUUGCAACAACCAGCAGAGAGGAGAUCAACGGUGAAGAAAGCUGGGGAUUUAUCGAGAAUGGAGACACUUUAUACAUCCUUAAUGACAUUAAACAAGAGUUGUGUGCCCCUGCUCAGGAACGAGUGGAUUACUUGCCUCAUUAUGAUACCAUUGUUAAGGGUGGCAUGUACGAGUACUAUGCAUCUGAGGGGCAGAAUCCACUACCCUAUGCUUUUGCAGAGCUGAUUGAUAAUUCCCUGGCUGCUACGGCUUUUAACGAUGGCUCCCGUAAAAUUGAACUAAGACUGUAUGUCGAUGAUUCAGCAGUCUGCAAAAAUUGUGUUGUUGUCCUUGACAAUGGAACUGGCAUGACUCCUCGUCAACUGAACAGCUGGGCUAUAUAUAGAUUGUCCAAGUUCACAAGGCGGGAAAAGCGUGGAAGAAAGGGAGAGACAGAGUCAUCUUUGAGGAACCCAGAUGAGUCGUUAAAUCUUGCUGAUACCUGGGCACCCAGAUUCAUGAACAGUGACAUCUCAUAUUUUGGUGUGGGUGGAAAGCAAGCUGUCUUCUUUAUUGGCAAUGCUACAAGAAUGAUCAGCAAGCCAAAACAUUCCAAGGAUGUCCACGAGCUGACUAUCUCCAAAGAGGAGUUUGAGAAGAAGGAAAAGAACCAUCAGUCCAUCUACACUGGCUUCAUCAGAAAUCGACAGCCAGGAGACUACUCCCAUAUCUCCCCUGAAGACGAGCAUGUGAUCAAGCUGAUCUCGGAGGAACCAGACAGGGAGAGCUUCACUGCUGUAGUCAUACAAGGCAUCAACACACAACACGUAGCUUAUCUCAAGCAGCAUUUCAACAUGUGGACAAGGCAGCUGGCACACAUCUAUCACUUUUACCUGCAUGGCCCUGAUGGCAACAAGUUACGAGAGGGUGAUGACGCAGGCCAGGAUGUGGCUUUUAAUAACAUCGAUAUCCAGGUGACCAUGCACAUCCGAGGUAACCCCAAUCCGAAGAGUGUGGACCUCAGGAAGAUCAAUGAUGACAUGCAGAGCCUGUAUGCUCGGACUGCUGCCAGCACGUUUGACUUCAAGGCCUACGUGGAUGGUUCCACUGCUGUGGAAGGCAUCAUCAGAUAUCAUCCCUUCAGAUAUGACAAAGAGACGUACCCUGCUGAUAUUUAUGGCUGUCGGUUGGAUCCUGAACCAGAGGAUGACCAUGGGUAUGCCAUUAAUGAACGUCCAGCUAGAGGUCGGCGACCAAUCUUUGAAGCUUACUGGAAUGGAAGACUGAUACCCUACACACUGAUUGAAGAAUUUGAGUGGUGUUCUUUCCCGAAGAAGCAGAAAAAUAUCCCAGCAGAGUGUUACAACAGAAUUUCUGGUGUCUUGUGGACCAAUGAUAGCUUCCAGGUUAGCACAAACAAGUUGACCUUCCUGGACCUGGAAAUGAAGUUGAAGGACAAGAACACCAACUUUGUUAGAAUGUUGAACGGACAUGAGAAGAGAACACAAAUAGAAAAAGAAUUCCAGAGCUGGCUGAAAGAGUGCAAUGAGGAGCUGGACAAACAGAUUCUCUUUUCAGGAAAUGUGGGACAAGUGACCCGGCCAGACCAGCCCAGAAUUAAGCAGUCACCCUGGACAAAGUUUAAAAUUGUGGAGUGGGACAAUAAAGUGUAUGAAGUGGGACAAAUGGUGCGAAUUUUGAGAACUUCUCCACCAUUGCAUGGAACUAUCCAGGCAUUUUAUCUGUUCGGAGAACACGAGGGUGAUGUCUUUGCUAUGGGCGGAGAUAUUGAAAUUUUACAGGAGCCACAGACUCUGUACAAUGAGCGCCGUUUUGUGCCACUGAGCAAGCUGGACCGGGGAGCGUCUACACUGCAAAUUAAGAAGUACAUUGAUGAAGAGGAAACAAAAUUACCAGAUCAUCUUGUUGUUACCUGGCCUAAUGGCCAAGAAGUUGUCCAGAAUGAGAAGAGGAAUGCAGGAAAAACUAUAGGUGACAUCAAAGUUGAAAUCUGUAACAAGCGUGGUGAAAAAAUAUCCAAGAUUCCAUUUUCUGCAGCUGGAUCUAAAAAACUACUGGUGGAGCUAAAACUGAUCUGGCAUUCCCCUCAUGGAGAUGAAACAAUUGUCUCCCUUUUGUCUCAACACGGAAAAACUUGGCCUUACUGGUUUCGCAAGAUGGACAGUGCCAAGAACAUGGGCAACUACACCCUACAACUUCAUGCUGUUCUCAACGAGUCUGGGAACAACAUGUUUGGGGGGAAGGAACUGCCCUCUCACAGGAUCAAGUUUUCUGUCAUCGAGGCAGAUGCUGAGAAAUUCACUGUGGGUAUCCUGGAUGGACCUUUUAAAGUAGGGGUUCCCUUUCAGAUCCCACUGGAGUUUCAGGACAGAUACAACAAUUCAUCAAGACCUCCGGCCAAGCUGAAACCUAUAUUGGAUGCAGACGGCCUGGAGCUGAGCUAUGAGAACACACAGGUGAAAGGCAACAGCUGCUACAUCAAGGGGGUUGUGGCUAAAGGCAUUGUGAGCACAAGUGUGGGCAAGAACUUCAAUCUGAAAGUGUCUGUUCCUGGACUGGACCAGUCACAGACCUUGAAGAUUCGUCUGUUGCCAGGCCCUCCCUCGGAGCUUGUUGUGAAACCAGAAUCGGAGAUCACGAUCGAGAAUGGCACAGCUCCUUCCUUCUUUGUCGAGGUCCAUGAUGCUGCUGGCAAUGUCACCUCAGGAGGAAAGCUGAUUGUCAUUGGAAAGCUGGCAGGGACUGUGGGACUCCCAGGCCUUUUUGCUGACUGUUCUGUAGCAGGGUCGGGGACCUUGACCGGCAAGCCAGUCCAGAUCAAGAACAUGAAUGGUGAAAAGAACAUCACAGUCUCCAUUGAAGUGCAGGGUGCCAAACACAUCAAGCCUGUAGAGCGGACAAUAAUCGUCACACCCAGUAACAGAGCAUCCACCCUUCGAUUGUUCUAUGCCCAUGACGGUAAAGAUGUGGAGAUUAAUAAUAAUGAUAACAUUGACAAGGAGGCAGGGUCUGUUAUUGAAGGGCUGCGAUUCGAGGUACUAAAUGAAGCAGGAGAAGGUCUGGUGAUUGAUGACAAACUGGCAGGAAAAAUCAAGGUGAACUGGGCACCAAAAGUCCCCAAAGAUAUGGCCCUAAAGAAAGUACUGCCACCAAUUAAAGUGUCGACCUCUGUGCUGGAGCAGAAGUAUUGCCAGGCCAGUGUCAUGGAAGGAGAGGGAAUCGAACUUCAGUUUUGUGUCAGACCUAAACCAAGUCCUCCAUGCCACAUGGAGUUGCAGGUUGUGGAUGGCAGUGGUGCUCUCUUGAGGGAGCCUGCGCAGGGAGUCAUCAACAUCAGCCUCAAGGAUGUUUAUGGUAACCCUACUCAGGUUCCAGACUCAUUCAAGAAAGAUUUGUCUGUGUCAUGUGCAGCCUUGAAUACAGACAAGAUCAACAUUGUUGCCACAAAUCAUCAAGUUCAGGUGAGCAACCUGAUUUUCACAGAAAUGGGCACCAAGGAAGUGGAGCUGAAGUGGAAAGACCUAAAACAGUAUGCCAGAUUUGAGGUGCUGUCUGGUCCCCCGGCUGCACUGCAGGUGUUGGAUUGGCUGGUUGAUGAGCCGGUUGUGGUACACAAUGACAAACCAAUGCUACACCCCCUCAGAGUUCAGCUUGUGGAUGCUGAUGGCAACGUCUGCAAAAUUGGAGACAUCAAGAUUCAGAUUGUCUACAGCAAGAUCAAAAUACAGCCAUGCCCAAGCUAUGUGAAAACUGACAGCUCGGGUGUUGCAGAUUUUGGCAUCCUGACUAUCCAGGCAAACUGCGGAACCUAUGAGCUGCAACCAAAGGCUGCCAUAGGAAGAAGUGUCAUCUACGGCCCCAAGUUCACACUGGAUGUACAGCCAGACUCCAUGAGGCCUGUAGAGAUUGAUGUCUCCUACAACACUAAACAUUCCGUCAUUGCUGGGCAUACAUUACCAGAUUUCACAGUGACAGUCAAGUCAGAGAGUGGUAAGCUGCUGCCAACAUCCAACCCUGACAAUGUCACCAUGAAGCUGUGGAAGAAGGACAGCGGCAGCGACAACGUUCCACCACCCAAGGCUUUGACCAUACGCCCUCAGAAUGGAACAAAGGAGGAAGCUGGCACUUUCCAUUUUAGAAAGUGCCAGGUUCCGUUUAUAGCCGGGGAGUACAAUAUCAUGUUUGUCUACUUUGAUGGAACUUAUGAGCUUUACAGUACUGUGUCCACCAUCACUGUUUGUCCGGGCUCCCCUGCAUCUCUGGUUGCCAUAGACAGGCUGUCUACACCAACAGUGUCCAACACAAAGAGUGUUGCCAGCAGGACAUUGAUCAAGUCUGUCCGUCUAGAAUUACGGGAUGAGUUUGACAACCCUCUGGGUAAAGGCUACAGUGGGAAGGUCAUGGUACAGAUUUCCUCAGAUGUCAAGGCAGAAGAGACACCUGUGUUUACAAACGGAAACAGCUUUUUGGAGUUCGCUUUGCAAAAUGGCCAGUGUGUUUUACAGAACCUGACUUUACAAGAGAACUCACCAGGCAAAGAUGGGUUUGAGUACCACUUGAGGUGUACGGUCACCUGUGACAUGAUCCCUAAAAACAAGACCCUGCCUCCACUGGACAUUGCAUUCCUGUUCUAUAAUGAUGCUAAGAAGCAGCAGCAGAUGGCAGCACUGUCAAAGGAAAGGGAUGCACUACAGAACACAAUCAGGGCAUACAAGUCCAUGUUUGAAACACAACAGCAGCUGGUGGCAGAACUCAGGGUUGCCGUCCAUGAUUCCCAGAAAGAGGAACAAACCAUUCGAGGAGAACUUCGGAAACAGAACAUUCCCGGCAACCACCUGCAAUCUGUGGACACUGUGGAUAAACUGAUAGCAGCUAGAAUCAAAGACAGAGAACAGGUGUUACGAACACCAAGGAGAUCUUGUCUUUUACCACCUGCAGAUCCAGAACCGGAUAUUUUAGGAAAGAUUGCUCACUUAGCCCUAGUGCACCAAGAUGACAUAGCUCGAGUCCUGUCAUGGCACAUGUCAGCAGAUAUGGACUGUGUUGUCACCAUCACCACACAGAAGGCUAAAGAGGUUUACCAGCGAACACAGGGAAAGCAGCAGGUUUUACCACUGGAUUCCAUCUACAGAAAGAAUUUGCCAGAUUGGGACAAACCACUGCCUCAUGUCAGAUUCCGUCCAAACUACAAACCAGUCGGCAACCCUGUCUACGCCAGAAAUUUGCUGGAGUUCACACAAGAUGAGGAGAGUUGUAGGAUUGUGUUUGGCAUGUUGCUGGGUGACACACUUAUACUUGAUAAUCUGGACCAGGCUAACCUCUACAGGCAGGAGAUUGUAAAAUACACACAUUGCCCCACCAUUCUAACGAGAAGCGGUGACAGAAUCCGCAGCAAUGGCAAAUUUGGUGGUGCCAUGAAUAAAGCCCCACCUGUGGACAAACUCAAAGGGUCCAUCUUUGGGCAGCCAUUGCCGCUGGCUUACCAUGCCAUCUGUACACAGAUAGAUACUUUAGAGAAAUACAAAGGGGCAUUGGUAGCCAGCAUCCAAGCACAGGAUGAGUUGCAAGAACAGAUCAACCUCCAGAAGCUUCCAGAAACUAUGCACAAGUACAAGGAGUGUAAGGAGGCAGAGGCUCGGCUGAAAGGGGUUGAGCAGAAACUUG